UCCCGUCUCCUUGAAGCUAUAAACACGGCUCUGCUCCACUCUCUUCCACUCCAGCCAGAGAAUUUAAUCCCACCAUCAUCACCUUCAACACCAAUAAUUUCCUAAAAAUGGCAAAAAACCCGCCGGAGGAGGCGAUGAACAUCCAGCUCUCCGAGAGCGGCGGCGCCGCAUUGGUCUCACAGAGCAACAUCCUCCGGAAAAGUGACGUCAUGCAGGCCGUGAUCCGGCUGCUCUGCCUCCUCACGAGCUCGGCGGCGCUGACGGUUAUGACCACCGCCAAACAGUCCGCCACCAUCACUCUCUACGGCUUCACCUUGCCGCUCUACUCCAAGUGGUCCUUUUCCGACUCAUUUGUGUAUGUUGUUUGUGUUUGUGCAGCUGUGGCACUUCACUCCUUGCUUCAAUUGCUCAUCAAUGUGUCAAGGAUGAUUCGUAAAUCUCCCCACAUUCCUUCUAGGAAUCAUGCAUGGCUCAUUUUUGCCGCAGAUCAGAUAUUUGCGUAUGCGGUUAUGAGUGCAGGAUCAGCAGCAUCGGGUGUGACAAACUUGAACCGGACAGGAAUCCAUCAUACACCAUUGCCGAAUUUCUGCAAGCCAUUGCAUGUUUUCUGUGAUCGCAUCGCAAUUUCCAUAGCCUUUACAUUUCUCACAUGUUUCCUACUUGCCAUUACUGUUGUACUCGAUGUUGUUUGUCUCUCUAACUACUAGUUACACUUGAAAAAUCAAGUGUGUGAAAACUUGGAUCUAUAAAAACAUAUUGAAACUUGCGAUCUUUAGCUAAGAAAAUAUAGUACCUUUUAUAUCAGUGUCAUUGGAUCUUACUUGUUUAAA
Molecule: messenger RNA, 830 nt
Organism: Salvia hispanica
Lineage: Eukaryota; Viridiplantae; Streptophyta; Magnoliopsida; Lamiales; Lamiaceae
Product: CASP-like protein 3A1
Source: RefSeq, a predicted model, not a curated record